GCCGAUAAAUGACGAUCAAAACAAUUUCGCGGAAAUAAUUUAAUAAUAUUCUAUAGUAUUUUAUAGUUUGAUGGUUUAAAAGUUAACUAAAAUGAAGGGCAGGUUUAGUACAGUUGAUAUAGCUGCUAUUGUGAAAGAAUGGAAAAGGUUUAUUGGUAUGAGAGUUGUAAAUGUAUAUGAUAUAGAUAAUAAAACAUACCUUAUCAGAUUAAACAGACCAGAUGAAAAAGUUAUCCUACUGCUCGAAUCUGGUAUACGCCUUCACAGCUCAGAUUAUGAUUGGCCAAAAAAUCCGGCUCCUUCAGGAUUCUCAAUGAAGCUGCGAAAACAUUUGAAGAAUCGAAGAUUAGAAAGUGUCACACAGCUUGGAAUGGACAGAAUUGUUGACUUCCAGUUUGGUUCAGAUGAAGCUGCUUAUCAUGUUAUUCUUGAACUUUAUGAUAGGGGUAAUAUAGUUUUGACAGAUUUCGAGUUUACAAUUUUAAAUAUCUUGAGACCUCGUACUGAUGAAAGUCAAGAUGUGAAACUGGUCGUUCAUGAAAAGUAUCCUCUGAUUCUUAAUAUAAAACAACAUGUUAAACCUACAGAAGAUAGAAUCCGGGAAAUUUUAAGUUCAGGAAAAGACAUGGAUCCAAUAAAAAAAUUACUUCUUCCUCACUUAGAUUAUGGUCCAGCUUUAUUAGAACAUUGUAUACUUGGAGCGGGUUUUAAUGAAAAUGUUAAACUUGGUAAAGGUUUUGACAUAGCACAAGAUAUUGGUAAAUUAAUGAAUGGAAUUGAAGAAGCUGAGCUAUUAUUGAAACAGAUUUUCACGCAACCCACCAAAGGGUAUAUUACCCAGAGAAAAGACAAACGACCAAAUCCUAAAGACGGUGAAUCAGAGGACCUUUUAACAUAUGAAGAAUUUCAUCCUGCCUUAUUCCGUCAACAUGAGAAAAAACAAGUGGUUGAAUUGCCAUCUUUUGAUAAAGCAUGUGAUGAGUUUUUCUCUAAAGUAGAAAGUCAGAGAUUAGAUAUGAAAGCCCUACAACAGGAACGAACAGCUUUAAAGAAAUUGGAUCAUGUUAAGAAAGAUAAUGAGAAGAGAAUACAGGGUUUACAAAAAGAACAGGAAACUGAUGCCAAGAAAGGACAGUUAAUAGAGUUAAAUCUACAACUGGUGGAUCAAGCUAUCAUGGUGGUUAGAAAUGCAAUAGCCAAUCAGAUUGAUUGGAGUGAAAUAUGGAAUUUAAUUAAAGAAGCUCAGUUGUCACAUGAUCCUGUUGCUAUGGCAAUAAAAGGCAUCAAACUUGAUACAAAUCAUAUGACUAUGCUUUUGAGUGAUCCGUAUUAUGUAAGUGAUGGUGAUGAUGAUGAAUCUGAUAAACCAUUAAAACCUUUAAAAAUUGAUAUUGAUUUAUCAUUAAGUGCUUACGCUAAUUCAAGAAAAUAUUUUGAGAAGAAAAAAACAGCUAAGAAGAAGGAACAGAAGACAAUGGAUGCCUCUUCUAAGGCAUUUAAAUCGGCUGAGAAGAAAGCGUUAAAGGCUCUAAAAGAAGUUGCCACAGCUGUCUCUAUUAAUAAAACUAGAAAAACAUAUUGGUUUGAGAAGUUUCUGUGGUUUAUUAGCUCGGAGAAUUUUCUGGUAAUUGGUGGUCGUGAUUCACAGCAGAAUGAACUGAUAGUUAAACGCUAUUUUAAACCAGGUGAUCUCUACGUUCACGCUGAUCUUCAUGGAGCCAGUAGUGUUAUUAUUAAAAAUCAUACGACAGCUCAUGUUCCACCCAAGACUCUCAAUGAGGCAGGAACUAUGGCCAUUUGUAAUAGUGCAGCAUGGGAUGCUAAAGUAAUAACCAGUGCUUGGUAUGUUUAUCACGAACAGGUGUCUAAAACAGCACCUAGUGGUGAAUAUCUGACAACGGGUAGUUUUAUGAUAAGAGGUAAGUUUUACAUUCCUUCAACUAAGGAAGGGGGGUUGGAUUUAGAAGAAGGUAGUGUUGAACGUCAUCGCGGUGAACGAAAAGUUAGAACUUUAGAGGAUGAUGAUGCCAUCUCGGUCGUUGAUUCUGUUGCUGAUAGUGAAACACUGGACAUUGAUGAAACAGAGACAGCUGAUGGAGAGGAAGAUAGUAGCAGUAGUGAAGAGGAUGGUGAGAAAGGAGAAGAAAUGAAAGAAGAGGAAGCAAUAGAAGAAGAAAAAGAAGAAGAAUCAUCAAGUGAAGAAGAAGAAAGUAGUUUUCCUGAUACAUCUAUUAAUUUACAACAUGUUAAAGGAGAAAAAUUUGAAUUACAGAGAGGUAUCAGUGUGAAUAGUACUAAUAGUACAACUAGUGCCAUCUCAGAAGUAGCAGACGACACAGUUAUCUACCUUGGUGAUGAUAAACCCAUCAUUUAUGGAGAAAAGGAAGAGAUACAGAAGGGUCCGCAACAGAUGCCAUUUAAACGAGGUCAAAAGGCAAAACUUCGUAAAAUAAAAGAAAAGUAUGGAGAUCAAGAUGAAGAGGAGAGACAACUCCGUAUGGGAAUACUCCAAUCUGACGGACCAAAGAAAGAACCAAAGAGAAAAGGAAAGAAGGGAAGAGAAUUAGAACAGAAGAAACAGCAGCAAGCAAAACGAGCAGCCAGUGGUGGUAAAACAGUCAAACCUGUGAUAGCUGAUAUUUUUGAUCUGGAGUCGUUAGGUUUAAAAGAUGAGGAUGAUAAAGGUGAAACAGUUAAUACAGAUGAAUCCAGGGUCAAAUUAAAUACCGAAGAUGUGGGUUCAGAUGAUGAAAAGGAUGAUGAAGCUACUCAACAAAUUGGGGACUUACAGAUAUUAGAAACAUUAACCGGUUUACCUCUACCAGAAGAUGAAAUACUUUAUGCUGUUCCUAUGUGUGCUCCAUAUAACUCGUUAACAAAUUACAAGUAA
Patella vulgata (common limpet) is the source of this 2890-nucleotide messenger RNA. Its product is annotated as ribosome quality control complex subunit NEMF. Bases 92 to 2890 code for a protein of 932 amino acids. Gene Ontology annotation, molecular function: tRNA binding; ribosomal large subunit binding. Gene Ontology annotation, biological process: rescue of stalled cytosolic ribosome; ribosome-associated ubiquitin-dependent protein catabolic process. The record is from RefSeq and is a predicted model, not a curated record. The transcript has 25 exons. Lineage: Eukaryota; Metazoa; Mollusca; Gastropoda; Patellidae. Gene Ontology annotation, cellular component: RQC complex.